AUGUUUAGAAACAAUUACGAUAACGAUUCCGUCACAUAUUCACCCACUGGGAGAUUAUUCCAAGUAGAGUACGCCCUUGAAGCAAUCAAGCAAGGAAGUGCCGCUGUGGGCUUGACCUCCAAAAACCAUGUUGUAUUGGUAGCCUUGAAGCGUAAUGCUGAAGAAUUGGGAUCAUUUCAAAAGAAACUCAUCAAGAUUGACGACCACAUUGGAAUUGCAUUGGCUGGAUUGGCCCCUGAUGCGCGAGUAUUGUCCAACUAUUUAAGAAGACAGGCGAUGUCGAGCAAGAUGAUUUUCGAUAAGCCUAUCCAGACAUACAAGGCCGUGUUGUCGAUUGCCGACAAGGCCCAGGAGAACACCCAGACCUACGGUGCUAGACCAUACGGAGUGGGGUUGUUGAUUGGAGGAUACGACGAGACUGGGGCACAUUUGUUUGAGUUUCAACCUUCUGGUAGUGUGUUGGAGUACUAUGGUGCUGCCAUUGGGGCCAGAUCACAAGCAGCCAGAACUUACUUAGAGAGAAAUUUAGACGAGAUUAGAAACAGCGAAAGCACCGAAGCGUUGAUUGUUCAUGGAUUGAAUGCAUUGAGGGAUACCUUGUCUCAAGAUAUCGAGUUGACGAAUAAGAAUACUUCGGUGAGCAUAGUUGGUAAGGACCAAGAGUUUGUCGUGUAUGACGACGAAGAUGUUCAACAAUGGUUAGAUAAGUUAGACUCUGUUUCUAAUGCCAGAAAUAGAGACGACGACGAUGACAACAACAACAACAACAACAACGAUGAAGAAGUUAAGGAUGAAGAAGUAAAGGAGGAAAAUGCUGAAACUACUGAAAGUGCUGCUGAUGCUCCAGAUACUACUGAAGGAGAUGAUAGAAUGGAAACUGAUGAAUAG
Spathaspora passalidarum NRRL Y-27907 is the source of this 888-nucleotide messenger RNA. RefSeq names its product proteasome core particle subunit alpha 6 (gene PRE5). The transcript has a single exon. Lineage: Eukaryota; Fungi; Ascomycota; Pichiomycetes; Serinales; Debaryomycetaceae. Gene Ontology annotation, biological process: ubiquitin-dependent protein catabolic process. Gene Ontology annotation, cellular component: proteasome core complex, alpha-subunit complex; nucleus; proteasome core complex. The record is from RefSeq and is a predicted model, not a curated record. Bases 1 to 888 code for a protein of 295 amino acids.